CUGUUUAUACUUUGUAACGUGGCGCGAUGGCGUUAAUUGCCACCAGGGGGCGCUCAUCAACAAACCUGAAAGACUUGUGUGGGAAGAGCUGCAUCUGUACAGAAAGCGCUACAUUUUCAUUAAAAGUCGGUCAUUUGCUGCCCUUUUUGUUAAAACUUCACGCGAUGAAUAUAUAUUUUUGUGGCAGUACCAGGGGAGGAAGACAGGAUGUGAAGAUUUAUCAAAAAAUUGUAAAGAAAUUGCAGACCUAUGGACAAGUAUUGAGCCACGAUGAUGUAUCUGAGAAAGGUCUGUCAGCUGACCAUCAGAUAACUGCCCUGCCGACUCAAACGACAUUUUUGAAAACUGUAUAGGGAAAUGUGUGGAGAGAGAGAGAGAGUGUGUGUGAGUGAGUGAGUGAGUGAGUGAGAAGAGAGAGUGAGAGUGAGGGAGUGAGAAGAGAGAGUGAGGAGAGAGAGAGUGUGAGUGAGAAGAGAGAGUGACAGUGAGUGAGUGAGAAGAGUGAGUGAGUGAGUGAGUGAGAAGAGAGAGAGUGAGUGAGAAACUAAUUGAUUACUGAGCAAUUUUAUAUUAUUAUAUUUUUUCAGAUUGAAUGUCACCGCUGCAGGUGGUUCCAUGUGACGCGCCUUUCCAUGUCAGAGAAGCAGUUCAACACGGCUCAAAAAGUUGACAGUAAAUGCUGUGAGGAUGCUCUACCGGGAGGAGACGAGGCGAUUUAUGACCGUGAUAUGGAGUGGCUGGCUCAGUCUGAUGUCGUAGUUGCUGAAGUAACCCAACCAUCUUUUGGUGUGGGUUAUGAAAUCGGUCAAGCCAUGGCCAUGAAAAAGAAGAUUCUCUGCCUUUUCCGGCCCUCAUCAGGGAAAGUGCUGUCUGCCAUGAUACAGCGCGCUGAGGGCAAGUUGGGCAGCUCUAUUUUCCAGGUACGGGAUUAUGUGGAAGAGGAAGUUGAAGGCAUCCUGGAGAAUUAUUUUGGUGAACUCACCAAGAACUAAUGUGCAUUAAAAAUACACUAUAUGGCGAAAUGUAUGUGAACACCUGACCAAUGACAAGUAGAUGUUCUUGUUGAACAUCUCUUUCCAAAACCAUGGCCAUUAAUAUGGAGCUGGUCCUCACUUUGCUUCUAUAACAGUGUCCACUCUUCUGGGAAGGCUUUCCACUAGAUUUUGGAACGUGGCUCUUAGGAUUUGUCCAUUUAGCUACGAGGUCAUUAGUGAGUGCGGGCACUGAUGUUGUACGAGUAGGCCUGGUAGACUAUUGGCAUUCCAAUUCAUCCCAGGCCAGGGCUCUGUGCAGGCCACUCGAUUUCUUCACAAGUGAAGGGGAAUGGUAAUGCUAAUGCUACAGCAUAAAAAGACAUCCUGUAUAACUGUGUGCUUUCAACUUUGUGGCAAUAGUUUGGGGACGAACCACAUAUGGGUUUGAUGAUCAGGUGUCCACAUACUUUUGGCCAUAUAGUGCAGAUCAUUCAUAAUGUAAUGAGUAAUUUCAUUAUCCAGCUCUGGAUAGAACACUUUUUGUAAGUAGUGAUUUUCAGUUUAACAGAGACGCUUAAUUUUUAUAUAAAUUACUGACACAUGAUGUACAUGUAUUUGUUUUUUAAAUAUGUGUGUCUCUCAAAUUUAAAUAUUUAAAACAAGAUUCCACAAGCAUAAAAACAUUGUGAUAUUUUCUAUUGUAUUAAAGUGUUACUGUUUAUUCUUUUUCCACA
Messenger RNA from Ictalurus punctatus (channel catfish), 1708 nucleotides. Its product is annotated as 2'-deoxynucleoside 5'-phosphate N-hydrolase 1. Gene Ontology annotation, biological process: deoxyribonucleoside monophosphate catabolic process. Gene Ontology annotation, molecular function: 5-hydroxymethyl-dUMP N-hydrolase activity. Gene Ontology annotation, cellular component: nucleus. The record is from RefSeq and is a predicted model, not a curated record. Lineage: Eukaryota; Metazoa; Chordata; Actinopteri; Siluriformes; Ictaluridae. The transcript is spliced from 5 exons. Bases 633 to 992 code for a protein of 119 amino acids.